AUGUCUUCAUCUUCAUCGUCCGAAGAUGGCAACAAUGCGCCUCGUGGUCGCGGCGGUGAUUUUGAAGGGCCGUCGCCGUCACGGCGGCGAGCAAAUAACGACGUGUGGCCGGAGCCUUUUAUUGAAGCUGUCGCCAUCCAAGUCGCCACUGAGGCCGCUCGCUCCAUUGGUCGCCUCGCCGCUGCGCUUGCUCUAGCCAGUGUCUUUCAGGUGUGCUCAACGUGGCGCGCCGUCUCACGCUCGGACCAACUAUGGCAGCGCAUCACACGCCGCAUCUGGGGCCGGACCCACCUCCGACAGGACACGUGGCGCGACGAGUACGUCUACUGGCACCGUACGUCUCUCAACUUUCUCAACGGCCGUUCCUCCCACGCCGUUCUCCACUUCGACCCCGCCGAUCAUCCCCGUGACGGCGGUGGUGACCCUGACGCCCUCGCCUGCCGAUGCCUCACACUCUCCGACACUCACCUCGCAUGCGGUUUUGCUGACGGUGCCGUCCGACUCUUCGAACUCUCCACGCGUCUCCACGUCCGCACCUUCCACCCACCACCACGCAACCUCCUCGGCCGAUUCUCACGCGCCGUCACGGGGAUUAUCCUCCCCGCCGCUAACCACCAUCGCAACCGCCUCGUCUUCGGUACACUCGACGGCGACAUCCACGUGGCGGUCAUUAACGGGACUCCCAUUCCCCGCCGGGCCCACGUGGGCCACGUGGUCGAGGACGGGGUCCUGGUGGACUUCACGGGCUGCGGGCGCUGGUGGGUGGGCCUCUACGCUGGCGUACCGGGCCGGGCCUUCCACAUUUGGGACGGGAACACCGAGGAGCUCGUCUUCGUUGGCGGGUCGUUGACCGACCCGGAAGCCGUGACGGGUUGGCAAAUGCUGAUCGAGUUGACUCACGUGGUGGGGCGAGUCCGAGUGACGAGUCAGGAAUCGGCCGUGGCGUGCACUAGCUCGAGGGCGAUUGCGUUUGAUUUGAGGAACCAAGGAUUGGUGUUGGGAGAGGAGGAGUAUGAAGAUGGGUUGACGGCGACGUCAUUCGACGUAAGCAACUCGGCGUACAUUAUCGUGGACAGCAAUGGUGUGGCUAGGGUGCGCCGGGUGGGCAUGUUAGAGGAGGUGUGCACCUUCUCGGUGAGGAGAGGGGCGUGGCAGAGAGGGGUGAUGGGAUGCAUGAACCGGGGGUAUGCGCUAAUGUGCGCCGGGGGUGUCAUGCGCGUAUGGGAGAUUAGGCUUGGGAAUGGCCAAUAUCGGUACAGAUUCGCGGAGGAAAUUGGGGAACUCAACGCGCUCGUGGCAGACGAACGACAUGUCGUUGCUUCCUCUAGCGACGGGAGGUUGCGUAUUUGGGACUUUGGGGCCCAGUGA
Morus notabilis is the source of this 1368-nucleotide messenger RNA. RefSeq names its product transcriptional regulator STERILE APETALA. The coding region runs from base 1 to 1368 and encodes 455 amino acids. Gene Ontology annotation, molecular function: protein binding. The transcript is spliced from 3 exons. NCBI's taxonomy places the organism in Eukaryota, Viridiplantae, Streptophyta, Magnoliopsida, Rosales, Moraceae. Gene Ontology annotation, cellular component: preribosome, large subunit precursor. The record is from RefSeq and is a predicted model, not a curated record.